AAUCAUCAAUUUUCAUUUUUUCAUCUUAAAAGAACAAAAACCAUCCAAUUCUCUCUCUCCUUCCAGCAAACAACGAGAGCCAUCUACUCAAAGGGCAUUGCAAUUUGGAUACAAUGGAUUUCAUGAAGGUCCUCGAUCAAACAGUCCGCGAAAUUAAAAGGGAGGUGAAUUUGAAAGUUCUGAAGGUUCCCGAAAUCGAACAGAAGGUACUGGAUGCAACGGAUGAUGAACCUUGGGGUCCUCAUGGUUCUGCUUUGGCAGAGAUAGCACAGGCCACAAAAAAAUUCACUGAAUGCCAGAUGGUGAUGAAUGUUCUCUGGACAAGAUUGAGUGAAACUGACCGGAACUGGCGUUAUGUCUACAAGGCAUUGACUGUUAUAGAAUAUUUGGUGGCAAAUGGAUCUGAUCGUGCAGUUGAUGACAUAAUAGAACAUACAUUCCAGAUUGCGUCACUUUCAAAUUUUGAAUAUGUUGAGCCAAGUGGGAAGGAUAUGGGAAUCAAUGUGAGGAAGAAGGCAGAAACCAUUGUGGCUCUUUUAAAUGAUAAAGAUAAGAUACAAGAAGUAAGAAAUAAAGCUGCUGCAAACCGUGACAAGUAUUUUGGACUUUCAUCAUCUGGAGUAGCAUAUAAGUCAGGUUCAGCCUCAUUUGGUAGCAGCAGUUUACAGGGUAGUGAUCGAUAUGGUGGUACAAGAGAUGGCAAUACUUUCAAGGGUAGUAAUAGAGACAAGGGUCAAUUCGGUGAAGAUAGGUUUGACCAGAAUACUUAUGCUAAGUCACGUCGAGGUGUUACAAGUGAGAACCAGCAGAACUCGAAGAGAGGGUCUACCCGCUAUGAAAGCAAAGUUAAAGAUACUUCGGCAUCUGGUGAAUCAAAGCCAGCAACAAAGAGUAACAACUCUGAUAAGUAUGUAUCAUUUGCUUCACAAAGCUUAAGCGCUCCAAAUAAGUAUGAGGAUGAUUUUGAUGAUUUUGAUCCUCGGGGAACCUCCAGUUCCAAAACUGCUGCUGCAAGCUCUAAUCAAGUGAAUCUGUUCGAACAAAGUUUGAUUGGUGACCUCAUGGAUGCACCGGCUUCUGUUCCCGCAGAAAUGUCUACUAUGAAAAACAAUUCUUCAGAGGUUGAUUUGUUUGCUGAUGCAGCUUUUGUAUCAGCAGCACCCCAUGUAGAAGCCGGGGGAAAUUCUGAGACUCAGGCCAAGAUUGAUCUAUUUGCCUCUCAACCUGCUUCAUCUUCUGCAGUUUCUUCAUCAGUAGAUUUUUUUGCUGCUCCUGAUCCAAUUUCUCAGCCAGUGAAUAAGUCUACGAAAUCUGAUGCUAUGGACACCAAUACUGUUGAUCCAUUUGCUGCUGUUUCGCUCAACAAUUUUGAUGGAUCUGAUGUUUUUGGUGUAUUUUCUUCUCAUAGUGAUUCAUCAUCUACAGAACCCACACAAAAUCCUGAUGGCGGUCAUAACAACUUGAAUGCAAAUUCUUCAGCUGAACCUAAGCCUCCACCCAAGAAGGAUACAUUCCAAGUGAAAUCUGGCAUAUGGGCAGAUACUCUAAGCCGGGGGCUGAUCGAUCUUAAUAUAUCUGCUCCAAAGAAGGUGUCUUUAGCCGACGUCGGAGUUGUGGGUGGGUUAAGUGAUGGAUCAGAUGAAAGGGAGAAGGGACCCCCAACUUCAUUUUACAUGGGGAGAGCCAUGGGUUCAGGAUCUGGCCUUGGCAGAUCGUUUUCAUCAUCAGCAGCAGAAAUGGGUGGAGAUGAUAUAUUCCCAAACUUAAACAACCAACAAAAUCAAGUCGGUGACUUCCAAAAAUAAUUUCGUCAAUUUUCUCAAUUCCUAACCAAAUCUCUUUAUUUUCUUGUGUAUUUGACAAAAAAAUUGAAGUCUUUGACCAUCUUGGCGUGUUUAUAUAUACGUCAAAAUAGUAUGACAUGAUAAUAUGGUAGUUAGUGGGAAUUAUUGUGACACAUUGGUGGUACUGGUGUAUCAGUUUAUUGUAAAUGGAAUGUUCAAUAAUAACAAAGGCGCACAUACUUUGGCCAAAAAGAAACUCAAUGUUUCAAAUUUGUUAGAACCCUCUUUCAAACUUUGAUCGUUAUUAUUUGUACGCUCCACAUUCUGUAUUUUUUUUCUGAUGCUAUGAUCGAAGGCCUUUACGAGGUGUUGUAUGGCUUA
This is a messenger RNA of Cornus florida, 2165 nucleotides long. Its product is annotated as clathrin interactor EPSIN 1-like. The coding region runs from base 114 to 1805 and encodes 563 amino acids. The record is from RefSeq and is a predicted model, not a curated record. NCBI's taxonomy places the organism in Eukaryota, Viridiplantae, Streptophyta, Magnoliopsida, Cornales, Cornaceae. The transcript is spliced from 12 exons. Gene Ontology annotation, molecular function: phospholipid binding; clathrin binding. Gene Ontology annotation, biological process: endocytosis. Gene Ontology annotation, cellular component: plasma membrane; endosome; clathrin vesicle coat.